This is a messenger RNA of Monopterus albus (swamp eel), 807 nucleotides long. RefSeq names its product protein (peptidylprolyl cis/trans isomerase) NIMA-interacting, 4 (parvulin) (gene pin4). Lineage: Eukaryota; Metazoa; Chordata; Actinopteri; Synbranchiformes; Synbranchidae. The transcript is spliced from 4 exons. The record is from RefSeq and is a predicted model, not a curated record. Gene Ontology annotation, molecular function: peptidyl-prolyl cis-trans isomerase activity; DNA binding. Gene Ontology annotation, biological process: rRNA processing. Bases 150 to 533 code for a protein of 127 amino acids.
AGAAUCUGCCAAUAAUGAGCUACAGAAGAAGAGCACUUUGAGCUGUGUCGGGACAGUUUCAUACGCAUGUUUAUCACAACAUAGCCUAGCAUAACUUCAUGCUAUUCCUUUUUCAUUAUUCCUCGAAUUUCCGUAUAUAUUAAGAUAAAAUGCCACCAAAGGGAAAAGGUGGCAAGGGGGGUAAAGGAGCUGCUUCAGGAAGUACAGAGGCUGAAAAGAAAGAAAAAGCACCCAAAGGAGGCAAUGCUGUGAAGGUUCGGCACAUCCUUUGUGAAAAACAUGGAAAAUGCAUGGAGGCAAUGGAGAAACUGAAGGCUGGAGUGCGAUUCAGCGAAGUAGCAUCACAGUACAGUGAAGACAAAGCUAGACAAGGAGGUGACCUGGGGUGGAUGACCCGAGGAUCGAUGGUUGGUCCUUUCCAGGAUGCAGCAUUUGCCCUACCUGUCAGUUCCAUGGAUAAACCUGUCUACACAGACCCUCCUGUCAAGACAAAGUAUGGGUACCACAUCAUUAUGGUAGAAGGGAAAAAGUGAAGUGGGAUGGCCUAACAUUUUAAAAUAUAACAUACCAAUUUCACAAUUUGCUGUAUUUAUGAGCCUAAUUUCCUGAUUUUGUGUUUUCGUUCAAUGUUUGGUUAAUGUUUUGCUAAAUGUUUAAGAGUAGGAAAACAUGAUCCUCGUCUGUCAGGGUUGUUUUUGUUAAAUCCAUGCUACCAUACUGAUAAUUCAGCUAUUUUACAAGUUAUUGACAUUCUCAUAAUUCUCUGGAUUUUCCUUUUCAAUUUGAUAAAGUCUGUGAACUCCAACC